UUUGGUUCGUUCAGCACAUGGCCCAGUAAGAGCAGCGCGGCCGGACCACACCACCGCCGUCUUUCCACGCCCGCACGACGCCGGGGAACCUCGCAGCGCCGAACCGGAAUAGGGCCGUGUGAGCGCCGCUUGACUCGGAGGUGUUCAUCGCCGGGAGGCGAGAGCGCGUGCUUCCCUACCCCCCACCAACCCCGCAGCUUCUGAAACCCCAACCCUCUCUUCUUCCCGAACUCCACGCGUCGAGAAAUUCGGGGAGGAUGGCCGGAUUGGCCGCAACCGCGUCAGCCCUCGCCGCAGGCAUGUCUUCGCUUCCAUGGUGCAGGCCGACUCGACCCAGCGGCCUAACGAGGCCUCCACCACUCCAGGUUGCCGAGCUACAACCAUGUCGAUUCGCCUCGGCCGGACGGCUGAAAUGUGCGGCUGCGUCGGGCAAUGGGCGUCAGGGACCUCGCGCCAGCCAAUACCUGUUUGAUGAUGAUGAGCCGCUGUGGAUUGCGGUGGUAAGAGAAUUCGCUGUGAGUGUGAGGAACUUGGUGGUCUUCUUGGCUGAGCAGCCAAGGCAACUGAAGCACCUCGAAUGGCCGGCAUUCCGGAAUACGUUGAGGACGGCAGCACUUACUCUCAUACUUGUUGUUGUGUUCAUUGUUGCCUUGUCUUCCGUUGACGCUGCCCUUUCAUACAUUUUGUCCUGGCUACUUCGGAAAUCUGCAUAGUUUACUGACCUGGCAAAUUAUUAAGGGGUGGAUGAUGCUAUACAGAUCUGAGGUGGGAAGGUGGUUAAUGUCCAAGCAUACCAUGUUAUCCUGAGGGUUGAGAGAAUUGAAAUGAAUGCUCUGCAACUGAGAUUUGUUUGUUGUGAAUGUGUAAUGUAUUUAUGCAGCUGCUUACUAUGGUAGUUAAAUGCUAACUAUUUCUAUUUGGUUAAGAAAAGAAAGCUGCUGCUUUGUGACCAUGAGGUCACAGGUUCAAGUCC
This is a messenger RNA of Hordeum vulgare subsp. vulgare (domesticated barley), 973 nucleotides long. RefSeq lists its product as uncharacterized. The transcript is spliced from 6 exons. NCBI's taxonomy places the organism in Eukaryota, Viridiplantae, Streptophyta, Magnoliopsida, Poales, Poaceae. The record is from RefSeq and is a predicted model, not a curated record. Gene Ontology annotation, cellular component: membrane. Gene Ontology annotation, biological process: protein targeting. The coding region runs from base 258 to 713 and encodes 151 amino acids.